GUCUCGGCCAGCGCAAUGAGUGAUUCCAGACAACGAGAAGGAGGCAUAUACCUCCACUUUGAGAAUGCCGGCGACCAUGAAACUACUACUCGUGGAGAGCAGAUUCUGAAUCGGUAUUCACGUCACCUGACUACAGGUCAUGACUUCCCAGGAGCCCAGGCAAUGCUUUAUGCGGCGGGUGUACCCAAUGAGAGGGCAAUGAAAACCGCACCGCAUGUUGGGAUUGCAAGCGUGUGGUGGGAAGGAAAUCCUUGCAAC
This is a messenger RNA of Exophiala aquamarina CBS 119918, 258 nucleotides long. Its product is annotated as dihydroxy-acid dehydratase. Lineage: Eukaryota; Fungi; Ascomycota; Eurotiomycetes; Chaetothyriales; Herpotrichiellaceae. The transcript has 2 exons. The record is from RefSeq and is a predicted model, not a curated record. The annotation marks the transcript as partial.